Messenger RNA from Melitaea cinxia (Glanville fritillary), 1183 nucleotides. RefSeq names its product 2-oxoisovalerate dehydrogenase subunit beta, mitochondrial (gene BckdhB). The coding region runs from base 1 to 1104 and encodes 367 amino acids. The transcript is spliced from 8 exons. NCBI's taxonomy places the organism in Eukaryota, Metazoa, Arthropoda, Insecta, Lepidoptera, Nymphalidae. The record is from RefSeq and is a predicted model, not a curated record. Gene Ontology annotation, molecular function: catalytic activity. Gene Ontology annotation, biological process: response to nutrient; branched-chain amino acid catabolic process.
AUGGCUAGUCUAACUCAAAGAGUUUUGAAUCUCAACAAAUUAUUUAAACGUGUUAACAAUGGGACAAAAAGGCUUUCAUCUCAUUUUACAUAUUUUCCGGACAAUGAAAAACCAGUGGAAGGAGAAUAUUCGAAAAUGAAUAUGAUGCAGGCUAUAAACAAUGCCAUGGAUUUGACACUCAAGAAUGACCCUACGGCUGUGGUGUUUGGUGAAGACGUGGCUUUCGGUGGUGUCUUCAGGUGUGCUUUAGGAUUACAGGAAAAAUAUGGCAAUGACAGGGUGUUUAACACUCCACUCUGUGAACAAGGUAUCGCUGGGUUCGGUAUCGGAAUGGCUACAGCCGGUGCUACAGCAAUUGCAGAGAUACAAUUUGCCGAUUAUAUUUUCCCUGCAUUUGAUCAACUAGUGAAUGAGGCAGCGAAGGCCCGCUACCGCUCAGGGGGUCAGUUUGAAUGCGGGGCCCUCACUGUUAGGAGUCCGUGUGGAGCGGUCGGCCACGGGGGCCUGUAUCACUCACAGAGCCCUGAAGCUUUCUUCGCACACGCGCCUGGCUUAAAAGUGGUAGUACCAAGAGGACCAAUAACAGCAAAGGGGUUAUUACUAUCGUGUAUACAAGACAGGGACCCGUGUAUAUUCCUGGAGCCCAAGAUUCUGUACCGUUCCGCUACUGAAGAUGUACCAGUGGAUAACUUCACACUACCCAUUGGAAAGGCACAGGUUUUGCGACAGGGCGACGCGGCGACACUGAUAGGCUGGGGGACACAGGUUCAUGUAUUGUUGGAAGUGGCCCAAAUGGUCCAGGAUAAGUUGGGAGCCAGCUGCGAGGUCAUCGAUCUCAUGUCUAUCCUGCCGUGGGACCAGGAGACUGUUUUUAAUUCGGUGAAGAAAACAGGCCGCUGUCUGAUAGCACAUGAAGCACCACUCACUUGCGGAUUCGGGGCCGAACUAGCCGCUGCCAUACAGGCCGAGUGCUUCCUGCACCUCGAGGCCCCAGUGCAGCGUGCGGCGGGCUGGGACGCGCCCUUCCCGCACGUGUUCGAGCCCUUCUACCUGCCCGGCCGCUGGCGCUGCUUCGACUACAUCUCGCAACUGCUCAAAUAUUAGCGCCUCCCCUACUGCCCCAACAUCAGCGCCUCCCCUACUGCCCCAACAUCAGCGCCUCCCCUACUGCCCCAACAUCAGC